AUGAGAGAUCUUGGUAUCUUUGAGGAUGUGGAGUUGGUGCUCAAGAACAUGCAAUUGGGGAAGUUCUUCUCUCACCGCAUGGAGUCUUACAAGGAGUUGACUUGUGAGUUUUUGGCGUCGAUGAAGCAUCACGAGUUUGAUGAGCUCGAUCGAGCUGAGUUGGACCAAGGCUGGGGGGAUGGGAAGAAGAUCAGAGGAGACAGGGCACACGCAGGGAAUCUCAUGCCUCUCCUUGAGCAGCUCCAAGCCUACAAGGUCACAGCUUACAACACUAGGCACCAAAGAGGAAGAAAGCUUAGUGUUGGAGGGGUGAUCACACCAAUUCUUUGUGCAGCAGGAGUUCAAGUGGACAAGAGAAGGUCUACUCCACCAGGUUGGAUGGACAUCAAGUUUUGCAAGACCAACCUCCUCAUUGAGCACAAGGAGUUGGAUGGGAGAUUCCAAUUCAAGUUCACCCACCCCACGGCUGGACUCUCCAAGCUUCUUCUGCCCAACCCUGAGCUCACCACGGUCCUAGGAGGUACAAACAUUGAUUUCAGACCCCCUGUGUACACUUUAGUUGGGCAUGAAGCAGAUUUGCAAGAAGAAGAGAUCGAGCUCGAUCGAGCUGAGGAUCGAGCUGAGGCUCAAGCUGAAGAUGGAGUGCAGGAAAGCUGA
Molecule: messenger RNA, 657 nt
Organism: Microthlaspi erraticum
Lineage: Eukaryota; Viridiplantae; Streptophyta; Magnoliopsida; Brassicales; Brassicaceae
Source: the annotation of a GenBank genome assembly